GGGCCCUAACAUUACCUCACUGUGUGAUUGUGCAGAGGGAUUCGGUGACUUCAUUUCUUUGUCUGCCGUUUGCAGUGUACAUAGCUCCUGGGAAGGAAAGGGGAUGCUCAGUCAGGAGCGGACGGUUGUUAUGGGUCUGUGAAGGCGGCAUUGUGUGUGCAGGAAGAGCUCGGUACAGGCGGACGGUAGGGAAGGCUCCUCAGCUCACACGGAACAAUUGACACCAUGGGUCGCCUGUGUGAGAGAUGCGCUCAGCUCUUCCAGGACUUUGUGAACUUUGUGAGGAGACUCUCAUCCAGGAUAGUGGAGCACAUGAAGGAGUGUAUGGCCAUGCUCAGAGAAUGCUGCUGCCUCAAACCUAAGGGCACCUCAGUCAGGGAGCUGUACCAGCCUGUGCUGCAGAACCAUGAGAAGCAGGCAGCCCAGGAGUUCCUCAAUCAUAUGGAGACAGGUUUAAACGAGUCCCCGGUAGGAAAAGAAACCCUGGAUGCUUUGAUGAUCUUGGCCUUUUCAGAAAAUGCUGACCUACAACAUUCUGCUGCCCUUUACUAUUUGCAUAUGAGCCAGCAUAUGAAUACACAGCUGCCUGCAGAGUUCCUGGAGCCAUAUCAGCCUUUGCUACAGUCUGCUGACCUGGAGGUCCAACAGAUGUCUUCCUUGUCUCUUGUGAAUUUUCUUCUUGAAGGAAACUUGAAUAAGGAGCUUGUUGUCCAAGUGGGAUUGCUUGAGCCAAUACUCGAGCUGCUGGAGUCGGGAGAUCCUGCUGUACAGUGUAACUCCUGUGCAUGCAUCAUGACUUUGGCCAUCUCUGAAACAAAUCGAGAAGCAAUUGGUAUUGCUGGAGGGAUCCUUCCUCUUCUGACAUUGGCAAAGUCUUAUGAUCCUAGAGUCCAGCAGAAUGCUGUUGGGGCUAUUCUGAACUUGACUCGAUCAGAGCGCAUUAAAAGUAUAUUGUGUCGAGAAGGAGCUCUUCCAGUCCUGACUCUGCUUCUGCAGUCAGCUGAUUCAGAAAUCCAGUACUAUAGCUGUGCCUCAUUGGGUAACAUUGCUGCUAAUCCAGAGCAUCAUAAAGCCAUGCUAGCCAUUGGUGACAAAUUCCUACUCCGGAUGCUGGUGUCUCUGAUGUCUUCCUCUGUGCAGAAGGUCUCAAGUCAGGCGUGUCUUUGUUUAAAUAACCUAGCUUCAAGUGGGGAGGUUCAAACUCACCUCCUAGCUAUGGACAUCAUGCCUCUCGUCCUUUACUUGCUCAACUCUAGCAGUAGAGAUGUCCGGCAAGCUUCCAUUACUCUUCUCUGCACCAUGUCUCAUUCACCUGGAAUCAUGGAUGUGUUGUGCGAAGAAAUGCUUCAGCAUUUAGCCAUGUUGAUGCAGACGGAGAGGGCAAACCCUGUGGUUGUGAUCCAUGCGGCUUGCACAAUCCAGAAUCUGUGCCAAGCAGAAAACAUCGAGGUCAUUGUACAAAGUCAGUGCUUUGAGGAAUUACUUCUGGCCCUUUUGGAUCCUAAUAAUGAAGAGGAAUCUCUGCAGUAUUUGGCAUCAUGCAUUGCGGACCUAACUAAACAUGGGAGAAUUGCUCCAUAUUUAAAACCUUUAAUGAAGGAUGUUGAAGACUACCUCAUGAGUUUUCUCAGUCACCCAGAGAUGAAGUUCCAGCAGAUGGGAAUUGCCACCCUGUGCUUGUUAAGUGAAGAUGCAGAGUUUUCAAUGGCGAUCAGUCAAAGUCCACUGAAGGAACAGCUUGAGCAAGUGCGGCAGCAAACAGAGGAGACUCAGACUUUGCUCCGAUUGGCCAUCAGUCACACAGACAGUUUAAGCUUAAAUGAAUGAUUGGUCUACAGACCAUAUCAAAUGUUUACAUGGUCUUCUCGGCUUGUGGGGCAGACACAUUUAUCCCCACUGACUGUUUUUAUGUAGUGUUUUACUUUCCAGCCAAGGAAGAUAAUUUGUGAUGUGGUCUUUUUAUUCUGUAAUUCUUGUCAGUGCAUCCUCCUAAUAAAAGGCAUUGGCAACAUACCUGCAGAAGUUAAACCCUGAUCCUUUGGACAGCAUCUUCCACAUACAUCACAUUUCUUCCUUAUUUAUUAUACCUGUAUGUGUUAACUGAAGCAUACCUUUUUAGUGAUAGGUUUUAUGUUAUUUUGUGUUUUUUACCAGUUUUAUUCAUUUUGAUUUGUUAAUGUAUUGUAAAAAUAUGUAUUGGUUUGGUCCUGUUGUGCACUGGUGGACAUAUAAAAAUAUAAGCCGUUAAAUAUUAA
Messenger RNA from Rana temporaria (common frog), 2255 nucleotides. RefSeq names its product vacuolar protein 8-like. Lineage: Eukaryota; Metazoa; Chordata; Amphibia; Anura; Ranidae. Gene Ontology annotation, molecular function: protein-membrane adaptor activity; protein binding. The record is from RefSeq and is a predicted model, not a curated record. Gene Ontology annotation, biological process: nucleus-vacuole junction assembly.